AUGAUUGCAAAAACUAUAUCAACGUUGGUUGAUCGGUGUUCUCACAUACUGCAGCAAUUUACGGAAUGGGACAAACAAAUAACGUCCUUUGCAAUGGAUGAAAACGCGUCUUUCUGUUGUGACCUUAUGGAGCAGACGGCUUCUUUACAGCAUGAGCUAUUUAAAUUACUUCAUCAUUUUGUUCGCGGAGGGGGGAUGAACAUCCAACGACAACAGUUAUCAGACAACUCAAAAUCGGAAUCAGCGAUUCGUGGACGUCCAAGCACGAGACGUAAAACAGCUAGCGAAUCACCACAACGCUCAGUAACGCAAUCUCGAGUACCUGCUGAUGGAGGUUCUCGAGCGGAUAUCAGUCAACAGCAUCGAAUUUGUUCAAAGCUCUCAGCCUACGUACAAAGUCAUGAUAGUUCAACGGAUGAGAUUCUGGAAAGUUAAGUUGUGAUCUUGUAUAAAGCAUUUUCAGACACAAGUUUUGCAGCCUUGUGGCAGCACACUACUCAUUUUUUCUUGCGCCACUGCGUAUCGCGCAAGUUACCACGCCGAAAUUAUUCACAAGCCUCGUUUCGCACCCGCCUCAGAGGCACUUCACAUUCUAAGUUUCUCCGACGAACGAUUUUGUAACACCGCUGCUUGGAAGUUAAGGGUGGCAACUUAUCAGAAUAUGUAGGUCUAAAGCAUGUUUUUCUGCCUAUUUCCAGCCCUAUAUAGCUUGCCUCCAAAACCUUCAGUCCAUCAGCAAGGAUCUUUCUGAAUAUCCCUGGCAA
This is a messenger RNA of Dicrocoelium dendriticum, 764 nucleotides long. NCBI's taxonomy places the organism in Eukaryota, Metazoa, Platyhelminthes, Trematoda, Plagiorchiida, Dicrocoeliidae. The record is from the annotation of a GenBank genome assembly.